This is a messenger RNA of Odobenus rosmarus divergens (Pacific walrus), 2453 nucleotides long. It is a transcript of the gene EDEM1, whose product is annotated as ER degradation enhancer, mannosidase alpha-like 1. The record is from RefSeq and is a predicted model, not a curated record. The coding region runs from base 136 to 2112 and encodes 658 amino acids. Gene Ontology annotation, molecular function: calcium ion binding; mannosyl-oligosaccharide 1,2-alpha-mannosidase activity. Gene Ontology annotation, cellular component: endoplasmic reticulum; membrane. Lineage: Eukaryota; Metazoa; Chordata; Mammalia; Carnivora; Odobenidae. Gene Ontology annotation, biological process: carbohydrate metabolic process; endoplasmic reticulum mannose trimming; mannose trimming involved in glycoprotein ERAD pathway. The transcript has 12 exons.
GGCCGGUUCCUGGUGCGUCACGGGGGAGUUCCUUAAAGGGGAAGUGAGCGGGGCUGCGGGGCGGGUGUGGGGUGCGGUGGUCCGCGGGGGAGGUCCCCCGCGCUUUAAAAUAAUGCCCGCGGCGCCCGCGCGACCAUGCAAUGGCGAGCGCUUGUCCUGGGGCUGGUGCUCCUCCGGCUUGGCCUCCAUGGAGUGCUGUGGCUCGUCUUCGGGCUGGGGCCCAGCAUGGGCUUCUACCAGCGUUUUCCGCUCAGCUUCGGCUUCCAGCGCCUGAGGGCUCCCGACGGCCCCGAGUCUCCUGCGUCGGGGCCCGCGAGCCGGCCCGGGGGGCCGUCGGGGCCGUCGUGGCUGCAGCCUCCGGGCCCCGGGGCGGCGGCAGCGGGACGGCGGCGGGCUCCGCGGCGGCCGGAGCCGGGCGUGUGCGGCCCGGCCCACUGGGGCUACGUGCUAGGCGGCCGGGGCCGCGGCCCGGACGAGUACGAGAAGCGCUACAGCGGCGCCUUCCCGCCGCAGCUGCGCGCCCAGAUGCGCGACCUAGCUCGGGGCAUGUUCGUCUUCGGCUACGACAACUACAUGGCGCACGCCUUUCCCCAGGACGAGCUCAACCCCAUCCACUGUCGCGGCCGAGGGCCUGACCGCGGGGACCCUUCAAAUCUGAACAUAAAUGAUGUCCUCGGGAAUUACUCAUUGACUCUUGUUGAUGCGUUGGAUACACUUGCAAUAAUGGGAAAUUCAUCUGAGUUCCAGAAAGCAGUCAAAUUAGUGAUCGACACAGUUUCAUUUGACAAAGAUUCCACCGUCCAAGUCUUUGAGGCCACAAUAAGGGUCCUAGGAAGCCUCCUCUCUGCCCACAGAAUAAUAACUGACUCCAAGCAGCCCUUUGGUGACAUGACAAUUAAGGAUUAUGAUAACGAAUUGUUGCACAUGGCCCACGACCUGGCUGUGCGGCUCCUGCCGGCCUUUGAAAACACCAAGACAGGAAUCCCCUAUCCUCGGGUGAAUCUAAAGACGGGCGUUCCUCCUGACAGCAAUAAUGAGACAUGCACAGCAGGCGCUGGUUCCCUCCUGGUGGAAUUUGGGAUUCUGAGCCGACUCCUGGGGGAUUCUACAUUUGAGUGGGUGGCCAGACGUGCUGUGAAAGCCCUUUGGGACCUGCGGAGCAAUGAUACGGGAUUAUUAGGCAAUGUGGUGAACAUUCAGACGGGCCGCUGGGUUGGAAAGCAGAGCGGCUUGGGCGCUGGCCUGGACUCCUUCUAUGAAUACCUCUUGAAAUCUUACAUUCUCUUUGGAGAAAAGGAAGACCUCGAGAUGUUUAAUGCUGCGUACCGGAGUAUUCAGAACUACUUAAGAAGAGGGCGGGAAGCCUGUAACGAAGGAGAAGGAGACCCGCCGCUGUACGUGAAUGUGAACAUGUUCAGCGGGCAGCUGAUGAACACUUGGAUUGACUCUCUGCAGGCCUUCUUCCCUGGACUGCAGGUUCUGAUUGGAGAUGUGGAAGAUGCCAUCUGCCUCCAUGCCUUUUACUACGCCAUCUGGAAACGCUACGGGGCCCUCCCUGAGAGGUAUAACUGGCAGCUCCAGGCCCCCGACGUGCUCUUCUAUCCACUGAGACCGGAGUUAGUGGAGUCUACAUAUCUCCUCUACCAGGCAACCAAGAAUCCCUUCUACCUCCAUGUAGGAAUGGAUAUUCUGCAGAGUCUGGAAAAGUACACAAAAGUCAAGUGUGGGUAUGCGACGUUGCAUCACGUCAUAGACAAAUCCAAAGAGGACCGGAUGGAGAGCUUCUUUCUCAGUGAGACCUGUAAAUACUUGUAUCUGCUAUUUGAUGAGGAGAAUCCAGUCCACAAAUCUGGAACCAAAUACAUGUUUACAACUGAGGGACACAUUGUAUCUGUGGAUAAACAUCUUCGGGAAUCACCCUGGAAGGAAUUCUUUUCCGAAGACGGGGGGCAGGACCAAGAGGGGAAGUCUGUGCACAGGCCUAAAUCACCCGAGUUAAAAGUCAUCAACUCCAGCUCCAACUGCAAUCGUGUUCCUGACGAGAGGAGAUACUCCCUGCCCUUAAAGAGCAUCUACAUGCGGCAGAUUGACCAGAUGGUUGGCUUGAUUUGAUCUACUCUUCUCCGUGUGGCCUCAUCUGAAACCGGAUGGAAACAGCCGAACCCACACUGUGCAGAGACCAGUCUGAAGCGGGAGAGGAUGGCAGUCUGGCCAUCCGUGAUGGUGUAGGAAUUUCUGUCCAGCUCCUCACACACAUCUAGCAGAUUCUUGCAUACAUUAGUGUUUCCUCUUCUGUUCAAUAAAAUGCCCUAUUUUUUUUAAGGAUAUAAUUUGAAGUAGGAAGGUACAUAGAAGUUGGCUUCUUAGGACAUGCUGAUUUUAUAAGCACAGUGUGGAUGGGGCAUCUUUGGAUGGAGCUUCAUAGCUUCCCACUUUGGAAUCUGACAAGUGUG